Messenger RNA from Microsporum canis CBS 113480, 718 nucleotides. RefSeq names its product 40S ribosomal protein S5. Gene Ontology annotation, cellular component: ribosome; cytosolic small ribosomal subunit. The transcript is spliced from 3 exons. Gene Ontology annotation, biological process: translation; ribosomal small subunit assembly. The coding region runs from base 80 to 718 and encodes 212 amino acids. Lineage: Eukaryota; Fungi; Ascomycota; Eurotiomycetes; Onygenales; Arthrodermataceae. The record is from RefSeq and is a predicted model, not a curated record. Gene Ontology annotation, molecular function: structural constituent of ribosome; mRNA binding; rRNA binding.
AACUCGCCGACCACCACCAAACGCCCACCCUUCGUCCACAUAUAUCAACUCGUCGACUCGAGGUUAUACGGUUUCCAACAUGUCUGACGGGGAAGUCGAGGUCGAAACCGGCGCCUACGAUGUGCUGCCCAAGGAUGUCACCGCCGAGAUGGGCAACAUCAAGCUCUUCAACAAAUGGAGCUACGAGGACAUUCAGGUCCGGGAUAUCUCUUUGACCGACUACAUCCAGAUCCGACAACCUGUUUACACUCCUCACUCCGCCGGCCGAUAUGCUGCUAAGCGAUUCCGGAAAGCCCAAUGCCCCAUCAUUGAGCGUCUCACCAACUCUCUCAUGAUGAACGGCCGAAACAACGGAAAGAAGGUCAUGGCCGUCCGAAUUGUUGCUCAUGCUUUUGAGAUCAUUCACAUCAUGACUGACCAAAACCCCAUCCAAAUCACCGUUGAUGCUAUCUCUAACUGCGGUCCACGAGAAGACAGCACUAGAAUUGGUUCUGCCGGUACCGUCCGUCGUCAAGCCGUUGAUGUCUCCCCUCUCCGCCGUGUCAACCAGGCCAUCGCUCUCAUCACCAUUGGUGCCCGUGAAGCCUCUUUCCGCAACAUUAAGACCAUCUCCGAGUGUCUCGCUGAUGAGCUCAUCAAUGCCGCCAAGGGAUCCUCAAACUCGUACGCCAUUAAGAAGAAGGACGAGUUGGAGCGUGUCGCCAAGAGUAACCGAUAA